Molecule: messenger RNA, 1030 nt
Organism: Gopherus flavomarginatus (Mexican gopher tortoise)
Lineage: Eukaryota; Metazoa; Chordata; Testudines; Testudinidae
Product: histone H2A.J-like
Exons: 2
Coding region: 107-478 (123 amino acids)
Cellular component (GO): nucleosome
Molecular function (GO): protein heterodimerization activity; DNA binding; structural constituent of chromatin
Source: RefSeq, a predicted model, not a curated record
UGUCCAGGUCAGGGCUCGCAAAGAAAGGGACUGAGCUCAGAUAUACUUGUAAUUCCUCUUUUCCCUGAUGUGCUAAACUCAUUGCCUUUUAACUGGAAGAGCUGCAAUGUCUGGCCGAGGGAAACAAGGCGGCAAAGUGAGGGCUAAGGCAAAGUCCCGGUCAUCUCGGGCUGGCUUGCAGUUCCCGGUGGGCCGUGUUCAUCGGCUUCUCAGGAAGGGUAAUUAUGCUGAGCGAAGUGGCGCUGGAGCCCCUGUAUAUAUGGCUGCUGUCUUAGAGUAUCUGACUGCUGAGAUUCUCGAGUUGGCUGGCAACGCUGCGUGCGAUAACAAGAAAACCAGGAUCAUCCCCCGCCAUUUGCAGCUCGCCAUCCGUAACGACAAGGAACUAAACAAACUACUGGGGAAAGUCACCAUCGCUCAAGGGGGUGUUCUGCCCAAUAUCCAGGCCGUGCUGCUGCCUAAGAAAACUGAGUCAUAAAGCCAAGAGCAAGUAAAAGUGAUCGAGGAGAAACGGGACAUCUGAAUCUGUGCUUAAAAAUUAAAAAAAAACAAAACAAAAACAAACUGGAACCAGAAACCAACUCUCAGUGGUAACCAUAACAGCCCUGAAUGUUUCCUGCUAAUGUGAUCGCUUUAAUCCUCUUAGCGAGCCACUCCCCAGGCCUGGAAAGACUCCUCUGUUUGCAGCAAGUGGUCCCAUUUCACACACCCCUCUCUGUCUCUUGCUGCCUUCUACUCCUGUUCCACGUCCAGUGAUGCUGUCGGAGCUUCUGAGAUCCACCAGCAACAUGGUUCUUGUUCUGUGCCUGAUGUCUGAGAAGCAGCCUGGGCUAGCAGCCCCAGGCCGGGCUCCGGUUGCUUUCAUCUCUGAAGCAAUGUGCAAAAGAACGCGGCUCUUGAGCUGGCUGAAACACUGAAUAACAAUCAGUCCCUUCGGUGGAGAAGGUUGGAAACAGGUUUCCCAUCUUGCCCCUCUACCCUUUCCUCUGGUAAUCUGCCAACUUGCAGGGUGGGCUGAGCAAAACCGACU